AUGUCCCACUUUUGUUCUAAACCUUAUGUAGUUGUUUGUGACAGCCACGUUUUAAAAGUGUGCAGGAAUAUUAAUACAAUUUGUGAAAUAGCCUUAAAAUAUUGCAAGGACUUUGGUGUUCACCUAAGAACUGAUAGUGCGAAAUGGAUCGAGAAAUGUCGUGCUAUAACUGGAACGACUCAAGAUGAAGUGGACGCUGCUGCUCAGGGUAUGUUUCCAGAAGAAUUUGCGCUAAAACCCAACAUGGAAGCAGUACCUGAAAGACUAAAGCAUUAUUGGCCAGUUAAAGUAGUUAAACCAGAGGAACUAAGCCAAUAUAUACCAUGCGCCAAAACUGCAAGAGAAUUAGGACCUGACGUACCAACAAAUAAAAAGAUUCUGGAAAUGACUAAAUGUCAUUACAAAAUUAAUCCAGAGAAAUACAUCAUUUUUUAA
Messenger RNA from Diabrotica balteata, 435 nucleotides. Lineage: Eukaryota; Metazoa; Arthropoda; Insecta; Coleoptera; Chrysomelidae. The record is from the annotation of a GenBank genome assembly.